Molecule: messenger RNA, 1476 nt
Organism: Aspergillus clavatus NRRL 1
Lineage: Eukaryota; Fungi; Ascomycota; Eurotiomycetes; Eurotiales; Aspergillaceae
Product: cytochrome P450
Exons: 4
Coding region: 1-1476 (491 amino acids)
Molecular function (GO): iron ion binding; heme binding; monooxygenase activity
Source: RefSeq, a predicted model, not a curated record
AUGCUAUCCAUGUUGUCUAUCCUUUUUAUCGUGCUUACGUCCUUUCUGAUCCGCUCUAUCCUCGCUUCCAUCCGUUCCCCAUGUCGCGCUCUCCCAGGUCCGUUCCUUGGACGGUUUAGCAACCUAUGGUACCUGUGGCAGAUGAAGCGUGGUGACUUUCACAAAAAGAAUAUCCAACUCCAUCAAACACUUGGAACGAUUGUCCGCAUCGCUCCAAAUUGGUACAGUGUCUCGGAUCCAACGGCCCUCAAGACGAUGUACGGCCACGGCACCAAGUUCGAAAAGUCCGAGUGGUAUGAUGCAUGGAACCUUGGCAAAAACAAGUCUCUGACCAACCUUUUCUCCGAGCGAUCAUCCACGAAACACGCCCGGGAUCGGAAGAAGGUCGCUGCCCUGUACUCGAUGACCUCGCUGAUGGCCUACGAGCCGUUCGUGGAUGAUUGCGUGGCGAUUUUUGAGCAGCGGUUAAGGGAGUUUGCGAAACAGGGCUGCUUCAUCGACAUGGGGCACUGGCUGCAAUGCUAUGCCUUUGAUGUGAUUGGGGAGAUCACCUUUGCGAACCGGUUCGGAUUCCUCGACGCCGGCAACGACGUGGGAGGCAUCAUCAAGUCUCUGGACACCAGUUUCACGGUAGCUUCAUAUUUAGGACUCUAUGUUUGGCUGUAUCCGCUAUUCGUACGCAUCUCUAUCUUCCUCGGCUUGGGCCAAACAUACGUCCAGCAGUUCACCGCGCACCAUGUCCAGGAAGCCAAAGCAACAAUGGGGAACCACAGCUCCAAUCUACCAGCCCAUAUGGCUAUGAAGCUAACCCAAGCUCAGAUGGCGAACCCGGACUCUCUGUCUGACUGGGAUAUACUGGUCUCGGCGGGAGCGAACGUCGGCGCAGGAAGCGACACGACCGCUAUUACGCUUAGUGCAGUGCUCUACCACCUCAUCUGCUCUCCCGAAUAUCUAGCCAAAUUACGCGAGGAGAUCAUGAGAUCAGGGAUCGGGCAGAAUCCAACAUUCCAACAGGCACAGGCCAUGCCGUACCUGCAGGCUGUUCUAAAAGAAGCGCUUCGCAUCCAUCCUGCCACAGGCUUCCCCCUCUUCCGAGUCAUCCCGAAGGGGGGCGCGGUGCUUGCUGGACAUUUCUUUCCGGAAGGGACAAACGUCGGAGUGAACAGCUGGGUCGCACACUACGAUACCAAUGUCUACGGACCAGAUGCAGCGGUCUUCCGACCCGAACGAUGGAUCGAGUCGAGCCCGGAACAGCUGAAGCUUAUGGAGCGGAACUAUAUGCCCUUCGGGCUGGGCUCGCGAACAUGCAUUGGCAAGAAUAUCUCUCUUCUGGAAAUGUCAAAGUUGAUUCCGGUUUUGGUGAGAGAUUUUGAUUUUGAGCUCGGCGAUGGUCUCAGGGAGAAUGAAUGGGAGACGAGGGAUCGGUGGUUUGUGAAGCCGAGAAAUUUUCAGGUCAGGAUCAUUCAGCGAGCAUAA